This is a messenger RNA of Asterias rubens (European starfish), 3786 nucleotides long. Its product is annotated as unconventional myosin-Id-like. The record is from RefSeq and is a predicted model, not a curated record. The transcript is spliced from 20 exons. Lineage: Eukaryota; Metazoa; Echinodermata; Asteroidea; Forcipulatida; Asteriidae. The coding region runs from base 97 to 3117 and encodes 1006 amino acids. Gene Ontology annotation, biological process: vesicle transport along actin filament; actin filament organization. Gene Ontology annotation, cellular component: cytoplasm; actin cytoskeleton; plasma membrane. Gene Ontology annotation, molecular function: microfilament motor activity; actin filament binding; ATP binding.
UUUAGGGUUGGACGUGUGAACGGCGUGCUGUGUAUGCACUGUAUUUUUUUUUAGGGUAGAUUUUUCUACAUUUUUUAUGCUGGCGGGUUCGCUAAAAUGGCCGAGCAUGACGAAGGAGCGGAAUUUGGGAAAGGAGAUUUUGUCCUUCUGGACGAAGUCACCGAGGAUGCAUUUAUGGCAAACUUGAGAUUAAGAUUUGAAAAUGGUAAAAUCUACACAUACAUCGGAGAGGUCUGUGUGUCCAUCAACCCCUACAGAACGGUGGACAUCUUUGGGCCAGACGUUGUUGAGAGUUACAGGGGAAGAGAAAUCUACGAGCGGCCUCCGCAUAUAUUUGCCAUCGCAGACGCAGCAUAUAAAAGCAUGAAACGCAGAGCAAGGGACACCUGUAUUGUUAUAUCUGGUGAAAGUGGCUCUGGAAAAACAGAAGCAUCUAAGAUCAUCAUGAGAUACAUAGCAGCGGUCACCAACGUCAGUAAACAGCAGGAGGUAGAAAGAGUGAAGAACAUCCUGAUUCAGUCCAACACAAUCUUAGAGGCAUUUGGGAAUGCAAAGACAAACCGUAAUGACAACUCCAGCCGCUUCGGCAAAUACAUGGACAUCAACUUUGAUUUCAAAGGGGACCCUAUCGGCGGCCAUAUCAACAAUUACCUGUUGGAAAAGUCAAGAGUCGUCAGACAGCAGAAAGGCGAGAGAAGCUUCCACUCCUUCUACCAGCUACUAACUGGAGCUACUGAGCAACAGCUUGGUGACUUGCAACUCAAGAGGGAUCCCACACUCUACAACUUUGUUAAUCAACGCAAUGGGGAGCCUGUCUCCUUCAACGAUAAAAAGAACCACAAAGCCACCUUGGAGGCGCUCAGAGACGCUGGAUUUUCAGCGGAUCAACAAACGACGAUGUGGAAACUGCUUGCUGUCAUCUUGCAUCUGGGAAAUAUCAAUUUUGGGAGUGAGGAUAAAGAAACGUGCUCCAUCAGUAAUCCUGGGGAGUUAUCAACAAUCGCGACGCUACUCGACGUAAGCAAAGAGGACCUAGAGAAGGCGUUGUGUUACCGUGUUGUCGCAGCUAAAGGUGAAGUCAUGGAGAAGAGUCAUACAGAUGAGCAAGCUUACUACGGCAGAGAUGCCUUUGCUAAAGCAAUUUAUGAGAGACUGUUCACCUGGAUUGUAGGAAUGAUCAACACUGCUAUUGAAGUACGGGGUACCAGUCUCGAACACGGCAAGAAUACCGUCAUUGGUGUAUUGGAUAUCUAUGGGUUCGAAAUAUUCGAUGACAACAGCUUUGAGCAAUUCUGCAUCAACUACUGCAAUGAGAAACUGCAACAGCUCUUUAUAAUGUUGGUACUGAAGCAAGAACAGGAAGAGUAUGAGAGAGAAGGCAUCGAAUGGGUCACUGUGGAGUACUUCAAUAAUCGCAUCAUUUGUGACUUGGUCGAGGAAUCCCAUAAGGGGAUCAUUUCUAUACUGGAUGAAGCGUGCCUUAAUGUAGGCAAGGUGACAGAUAAGAUGUUUUUAGAGGCUAUGAACCAGAAGUUGGUGAACCAUGCACAUUACAUGAGCCGUGCAUUGCAGCCUGGGGACAAGACCCUAGAACACGACCGAGACUUCCGUAUCAAACACUACGCCGGUGAUGUCCUGUAUGACGUGAAUGGAUUCAUGUAUAAGAAUAAAGACACUCUCUUCCAAGAUUUCAAGAGGCUACUCUUCCUUAGCGCUAAUCCCGUCCUCUCAGAGAUGUGGCCAGAGGGCGGUAUGAAAUUGACAGAGGUCACCAAGCGACCAUUGACAGCAGGAACAAUAUUCAAGAACUCAAUGGUUGAGCUUGUAAAGAAUCUAGCGUCAAAGGAGCCGUACUAUAUCCGUUGUGUCAAACCGAAUGAGACCAAAUCUCCGAUCUUAUUUGAUGUCGAACGGUGCCUUCAUCAAGUGCGAUAUCUUGGAUUAAUAGAGAAUGUCAGAGUAAGGAGGGCAGGCUUCGCUUCUCGUCAACACUACACAAGAUUCUUACAGAGGUAUAAGAUGCUAUCACAGUUCACAUGGCCCAACUUCCGUGGAGGCGUCGACAAACAAGGAGUUCAGAUCCUCCUCCGUGAGCAAGGACUUGAGGAGGAUGUAGCGUAUGGUAAAACCAAGUUGUUCAUCCGAACACCAAGGUCUGUCUACAUCCUGGAGGAGGCCAGAGGGCGGCUAUUGCCAGCUAUUGCUGUAUUUUUACAGAAGAUCUGGAGAGGGACUCUCGCCAGACAGCGAGCCCACAAGAUGCGAGCCAUCUACUUCAUCAUGGCCUUCUACCGACGGUUUAAGAUCCAUCGCUACCUAGACAAACUACAAGACACAUUCCGAGAUGUUGCGAGUUUGAAUGAUUACGGGAAGAGCCUUGAGUGGCCAGAACCCCCUAAGGUGCUGAAAAGAUUUCACAAGAUGAUGCAGAAGUGUCAUAGACGGUGGAUGUGUCGCCUCAUGUUGAAGAAACUACCGAAAGAGGAAUGGCCAGAAAUGAAGAUCAAGAUCUCUGCCAUGGAAGCCCUGAAUGGGCGCUGCCAAGACUGGGGUUACAAAAGAAAAUGGCAGGGCAACUAUCUGGCUUCGAUGUCUGAGAACAACCAAACCGCACCCUUCGUUGCAAUGUGCGGCCAACUCAAGAACAAAGAUCAUUUUGAAAGUAUCUUGUUCUCCUCUUCUGUAGUGAAGAUCAACAAGCACAAUAAGUGUGCAGAACGAGCGAUCUUGGUUACUGACAAGUUCAUCUAUAAGCUAGACCCCAAGAAAGCUUUCAAACCUAUGAGGAUCGGCACGCAUUUAUCAGAGGUGACCGGCAUUAGCAUCACACCUGGCUCUGACCAAUUGGCAAUCUUGCACCUAUCAGGUGACAAUGACAUCGUAGUUAGUUUGACCAAUACCAGGGGAGAGAACAGAGUAGCAGAGUUGAUUGGUGUGCUGUGUAGGCAAUGGAAGGUGGCCAAGAAGCGAGAUUUGCGUAUAAUUGUCAUGCCAACCAUCCACUGCCAGCUCGGAAAACACAAAAAGACAGUCAGCGUUCAGAAAGUAUCGUCUGAUCGACCCCUCUUCAAGAAAGAAGGUCAGAAUUUAGUUCUUCUAUGGCCAAUGGAGGCAUAACCAAUCCAUGGUUAAACUGAAUAGAUACAGAAAGAUGUUUUUGUGUUGGGGGGGGGCGCAAGAAAUAAUUCUUGGGAGGCAUGAGAGGAGAGUUUGUUUUAAGGGAGCGCAAUGAGCAUGUUCGAGUACGCUCCGUGGUUGACUAUUUUGACUUAAACCCAGGGUGGUUGACCAUUGGUGGACUACUGUGGUCAACAUUUGGAACCGGCCUCACGACCAGUGUUUCUUCCGUGGUCCUGAAAGCCUGUUCCUUGCUAAUAUGUGUAAAGCACAGAAGGGAAACAGUGUAACUAUAGCGAAAAAUGCUGAAGGCAAUGGAAGUGUUGAAACGGUGGUACUGAUGGUUUACUAGACUUUGGAGUGCGCCAGUCCGCAUGUCUGUUGCUUGUCAGUGGUUAAUGCAUGAACUUGCUCUAGGUCUACCAAUGAGAUGGACUGUUUCAUUUUAUGAGCCAGGGAGGAUCUUGUUCCCAAAGGGAGGUGAUUUUUUAAGUCAAGCUCAAAGAGUGACUUAGCAACUCCUUAACAUUUCCUGCUUUCUUCUGUUUAGAACAUUUUAAAGCGAUUUGCUCUGCUUUAGCAGCUUUAUUUGCCCGAUUUAAUAGAGCUGCUUAACAAAAUUCUGCUUAGCAAAAAUAAGCAGGAAACCAUUCACAUUUUCAACAUGUG